Messenger RNA from Callorhinchus milii (elephant shark), 2369 nucleotides. Its product is annotated as melanophilin. The transcript has 17 exons. Bases 106 to 2298 code for a protein of 730 amino acids. The record is from RefSeq and is a predicted model, not a curated record. Gene Ontology annotation, cellular component: cortical actin cytoskeleton. Lineage: Eukaryota; Metazoa; Chordata; Chondrichthyes; Chimaeriformes; Callorhinchidae. Gene Ontology annotation, molecular function: actin binding; small GTPase binding; myosin binding. Gene Ontology annotation, biological process: intracellular protein transport.
GCUCUGUUUGCUGAGCUCCGAGGGAAUCGGGAGGCCCUGGGAAGGAAACCUCCGCUCAGGUGAUGUCAGUUUGUUCUUGUUAAGGUCCGGGAAAUGCAUUGAAACAUGGGGAGGAAACUGGAUCUGUCAAAACUAACCGAAGAAGAGGCCCAACAUGUCCUGCAGGUUGUCCAGCGAGAUCUUGAUCUACGCAAGAAAGAAGAAGAAAGACUUGGGAGCCUGAAGUGCAAGAUUGAGGAAGAAGGCACCAAAAGAAAAUUGCUGACAAAGCAAGCCAAGUUCAACAAAGGUCACUGCAUUCACUGCCUGGAGCCCUUCAAGCUCCUAGUCAACAGCAAGCGGUGCUGCUUGGACUGCUGCCUCUUCACUUGCAAAAACUGCAGCAAGUUCCACAAGAAGGAGUACGGCUGGGUGUGUGACCCCUGCCGAGUGGCCAGGAUUGUGAAGAUUGGGUCACUCGAAUGGUUCUACAGCCAUGUGAAGUCUCGCUUCAAGCAUUUUGGCAGCACCAAGGUCAUGCGUUCCCUGCACAGGAGACGUCAGCCCGGAGAGAAGCCCUCCCCAGGACACUUCGGCUUGUCUGAUGAACAAGGUGGAUCUUACAGUGCCUAUGAGAAUUACACUCCCGGUGAAUACAAGCAUCAGGCAAUGGCGGGGGUUCUUGAAGUGAAUGAAGACACCUUAGAUGACUCAGAGGCUCAGAGUUAUAGCCUAGUACGGAGGAGCAAGCGACUCCUUUCAGUGCAUCCUGUUGACUUUGACAUAGAGUCUGAGUACUCAACACAGUCUCGCCGCCAGUCAUUCCAACUUCCUUCACCGCUUUAUGACAGGAAUGGUUUACAGGAAUCCUAUUCAGAAUUUUCCUUUACCGGCAGUGGCCCCACGGAUGGAGGCUCCAGGAGAGGAUCACUGUUUGCUGAGGCAGACCUGGCCUCGGUAUUCCGAGACAUCAUCCAGGAGAAAGGACACAGCAUUGCAAUGCCGGAGCAGCAGUUCAGCACUGAAAUCCGAAUGGAAGUCAAUGCCAGGAGGAAGAGCUUGGACAGGACCAAGAGCGAGGAGAUCUUCCAUCGUGAGCACAGGCUUCCCCGCACGCGCUCUGUCCCCAGAGUAUGGAACUUGUCAGGAGACACGGAUCUGCACCGCUUGCUUCCACAGGAGAAACACAGUGCCCAGUACUACGCUGAUAUGGAGAGCUCCGAGGAUGAGCUAGCUCCUGAGUAUCCUGUCUAUCAACGCCAUUUCAUACGGCACAGGAACAGGAGUGGUUCCCAGGAGAACUCAGGCAGUCAGAUUUCAGACCUGACCAAGCGAAUGUCUUCUAUAGAGAAAAUGCUGAGUAGAUUGGAGGAGAUGACUCCUCAUUCUGCAGAGUCACCAAAUCUCAAGGGCAGGCAUACAUCGGUAUCUCCAGUUGGCUCUGAGGCAUCAGGCGUCUUAACAGAUGCAGACAUAGAAGAAGAAAAGCUGAAGAAAAAAUUGGGCGAGUUAGCUAACAACAUCAGUGACAAAGGCCUCUCAUCCGAAGAGGAGAAUGGAAGGAGGAAAAUAGAAAGACAACAAGAAUUGAGUUCCUCCAGUGAAGAAAUCCAGAAUGAUGCAGUAAAGCGCUCCUCCGCAGUGGCUCUUUGCGACAUCACCACGGAAGCUUUAAGGACCAUUAACGUAACCGAGAAAGCGCUGUGUGACCUUGCUGGAGCAGAUGGGCUGCGUUAUGAAGCUUCCUCAAACCGCAGCUCACACCUUAUACUUGGGGAGAAAGGUCCAAGUGCGAGUGAGGCUAAAGAUACUGAUGAAGCAUACAGAAAACUUGAGGAAAAUGUUUAUAUGGCAGCCGGCACAAAUUACAACCUGGAACGACAGCUCCAGGAGCUGGAGGAACGUGCACGAAGCAGAGAAAGCCACACUACGAGUACCACCGACUCUGAGCUCUCGGAACUGGAAGACAAGGUGGCAUCAGCGGCCGCACAGGUUCAGCACACAGAGAGCGAGGUGUCUGACAUUGAAAACCGAAUUGCAGCUCUGAGAGCUGCCGGAGUGAGUGUUUCAUCUGAGGAGAAGCCCAAAAGGAAACAAGAUGGACAGGCAGCAGCAUUGCAGCAGCCCAUUCGAAGAAAGGUCUCAAAUUCAUCUGCAACCAACAAUGAUGCAUUUGAUCGAAAUUCGCAGUACAAAGGAUCGCUGACCCAGCGAAAUCCCAGCAACAAAAGGAGGUUGGACCAUGUUUUUGCGAAACCGGUCAUGUCCAUGCGAACUAUAGAGACAGAGAGAGAGAAGAAGAAGAAACCCGUCUUAUAAAACUCGCCUCCUGAAAUUGGAAAAAAGUUGCAUUUCAGAAAAGCGCUCAGCUUGUUAAAUCAUAUUAAAGA